CUCUAUUUCUAUUUAUCCAGAGCUCGCCUCUCGAAGCAAAAGAAGAGCUCGCAUCACUCCCAUGGAGUCCCUCCCCCUCGCCCUCUCCUCCUCCGUCCCCACCUCUUCCCCUUGACCCCUUUCUCUCUCCAAUCUUAUUCUCUGGUGACUACUGGUCCUCCUCUCCCUAAUAAAAUUCAAAGGACCGAGUGGAAGCGAGCUGGACCUCUAGACAGAGCCAUCAUCAUCACCACUUCAUUCCCUAUUCCCCUCUUUGGGGCCGACGAUCUCCCGCCAAAUCACGUCCGUGCCAUCCUAGCCGUCCGCCCUGCAUCGCACGGUCGCUGAGAGAACCAAUGGCGCAUCCGUGGUAGAGGGAGCUCGGCCCGGGAGGUUAGAGAGAGAGAGAGGAGUGGGAGAGAGAUCGCGAGUAGGAGGAGGUGUGAAUGGGGGAGAGCGGCGUCGGGGGGCCGGCGAUGGCUCCGCUGAACGUGGAGCGUGGGGAGGAGAGGUGGAGACACUUCGACAACUCGGUGAAUGCCGUCUCCUUCGGUUUCGUCGCCACCGCCAUCCUCAUCUCCAUGUUCCUCGUCAUGGCCAUCUUCGAACGCUUCCUCCGCAACAGGUCCCCCCUCCUCUCCUCCGACGAUGGCCGGAGGCGGAGGGCCUCUUCCUCCGCGGAUCUCGAGGCGCAGCGCCGCCGGGGCAUCGCCGGCAAGCUCGAUUACCCUUCGCCCAAGAUGUCAAUCUAUGCAAAAGGGGUUUCAGUCCUGAUGCCUGGGUAUGAUAUACCCACCUUCAUCGCGCACCCUGCCCCUGCGCCUUGCCCUCCUGAACGAAUCUCUUGGCCUUCUCAUCAACAUGCUGCAUCAAAUUUAAGUUAGGAAUCUCAGAGACUGUUGUCCACUUCAUCUUUUGUCAUCCAAAUUCGUCUCAUCCCACAGUGUCCAUUUGCAUUUGGACACCAUGUUUGGUUCCACCUGAGGCAGUUCGGGCAGCGCGGUUGCAACCCAUGUUUUUUUUUAUGUGAGCUGCUGCAAGACAGUGCUAGAAUAUGUAUAGUUCACCUUUUCAUGUGAUCUUUGCUGCCCCUGUUCCUUCAGGGAAUGGAGUGGUGGCUUUCUCAAGGACUCCUAUCAUUCUGUCCAAUUAUAAUUGCAACUUGGAUGUUUUCAAGCAGUGGGAUUGUAGGUCCUUAAGUUUCAAUCUGUCGGAGACUUCUGUGAGAAAUCUUCAGGAGAAAUAUUUGGAGUUCUAGACUUGAAUCUGGCUGUUCAUCUCUCAUUUGCAUGGCUCGACCAAAAAGCAAGGUUUUGCAAAUCCCAGGGGUCAAAACUCGUGCCAGAGCUGCAUGCAGGUUUGGUAUUGCCUUCAAUCUAUUUGAAAGGUGAGUUAUUUCCCCGGCACACUAGGAAAUGUGGUAGUGAUGAAUUUAUGGGAGAUCUUGAAGCUUUGAGUGGGAAAAGAAUAUUUACUUGACAUUUGGUGCUUGAGUCAUCUGGUGUUACAGUCUUUAAAAAAAAAUGCUGUACAAAUCCAACGUCUACAAGAUUAAGAGAUAUGGAAGUGAAUUUUUUUUU
Phoenix dactylifera (date palm) is the source of this 1559-nucleotide messenger RNA. Its product is annotated as CTTNBP 2 amino-terminal-like protein. NCBI's taxonomy places the organism in Eukaryota, Viridiplantae, Streptophyta, Magnoliopsida, Arecales, Arecaceae. The record is from RefSeq and is a predicted model, not a curated record.